Molecule: messenger RNA, 756 nt
Organism: Pediculus humanus corporis (human body louse)
Lineage: Eukaryota; Metazoa; Arthropoda; Insecta; Psocodea; Pediculidae
Exons: 4
Coding region: 1-756 (251 amino acids)
Biological process (GO): mesoderm formation; regulation of transcription by RNA polymerase II
Cellular component (GO): nucleus
Molecular function (GO): protein dimerization activity; DNA-binding transcription factor activity, RNA polymerase II-specific; RNA polymerase II cis-regulatory region sequence-specific DNA binding
Source: RefSeq, a predicted model, not a curated record
AUGAACGAAUUGAUUACAAUGAAAAGUGAUGAUAAUAUAUUGGAAAACGAAACGUUAAAAAAUAAUAAUUUAACAAUGAUAAAUAAUAGUACGACGAUUGUUGAUGAAAAAACUAUGAAUGAUUUUAAAGAACGUACAAAAUGUCGCGAACAAAAAAUAAAAAAAAUAUGUACGAAAAAAUUAACUUCGCUUACCGUUCCGUGUGAAAUAAAAAUGUUUGUUGAAGAUUUAAGUAAAAAUGAAACAAUAAUAACAUCCAUACCAAAUCCUGCGUGGAAGGAAGCAGCGUCACAAUUAGAAAGAGAUUAUAAAAAAUCCGCUUGUGAUCGAGAAAGAACACGAAUGAGAGACAUGAAUAGAGCUUUCGAUUUACUAAGAGCAAAAUUACCCGUGACAAAAUCACCAGGGAAAAAAUUAUCAAAGAUAGAAGCCUUAAGAUUAUCCAUUCGAUACAUACGUCAUCUACAAUCUCUUUUGGAAGAACCACCGCAGCCAACUUUUGAAAAAGAAAAAGUAAGUAAUUCGGAUUAUUGGUCCACGCAGUAUUACAUGAUUCCAGAACAUGGGGGAUAUAUAUGUGAUACAACUGUCCAACCUCCGGAAAAUGAAGAAUAUUACGAAUCAGGAUGUUAUAAUUAUGUCCAAAAUGAAGGAGAUACCGUGUGGAGAGAUACGACAAAUUCAUAUCCAUAUUCAAUAAAGUAUCAGAUCAUGGUAUCGCAUCAUAGAUUUUACAUUUACACCAACUUAGGUUAA